Molecule: messenger RNA, 4275 nt
Organism: Gilbertella persicaria
Lineage: Eukaryota; Fungi; Mucoromycota; Mucoromycetes; Mucorales; Choanephoraceae
Product: cortical protein marker for cell polarity-domain-containing protein
Exons: 5
Coding region: 1-4275 (1424 amino acids)
Biological process (GO): positive regulation of establishment of bipolar cell polarity regulating cell shape
Cellular component (GO): plasma membrane of growing cell tip
Molecular function (GO): protein binding
Source: RefSeq, a predicted model, not a curated record
AUGCCUGUUCGAAAUAUUAAAAUCCUACAACUACUACUAUUAUUACUAGUAGUCUCAUGGAAUCCUGUUUGUUUAGCAACAUAUGUUACACACCCCAAUAUCGACUUGAGAUCCUUAGAGCAACUUGGAAUAUCAGGAUCAUAUAAAGGCAUCUCGGUCUAUCGAGACACUGAACAACUAACACAGUUACCAAAGUCAACAUCUUCUGUCAUUUCUUUUAAUAACGACACUUUAAAAUUAAUCGGCACUUCAAAUAUAGAUGGCACAAUUCUCGAUGCCUGUAUUGUUAAUGAAACAUUGUAUUUUGCUGGAAACUUUAGUACUGUGAACGGACAAUCAAUGAAUCACAUUGCUUCGUUUGAUCUCACUUCGAAGAAACUGCAACCAUUAAAACAGGGAUUGGACGGCAUUGUAUACAGUCUUGUUUGCGAAGCACAACAAAUCUAUGUUGGUGGAUCAUUUAUUGCACCAGUGGAUGAAACAGUCAAAUAUUCGGAUUCUUUAGGCACAUUUGGUGGUAGUGUAGCUAUUUGGAAAGACAGCACAUGGCAUGCAUUACCUUGGAAGGGCCUAAAUGGUCCCGUUUAUUCUAUCCUCAAAAACUCAAGCAUGCUUAUUUUUGGUGGUCAGUUUGAUACGACAACAGAUGGACAACCUUAUCACGCCCCUGCAAGUCAGCCUAUUAGUAUACCAACAACUGGUGUAUCUGCAGUGAAUACGUCUACGAAUUCAGCACCAGCAACCUCUAUCUUGUGUGCUGAUGCCUCCAACACAAAUCCUUGGUUAUUGACAGAUGGUGCCACAGGUACCUGGCAAGCUAGUUUUAUUGAUUAUAGUGUGAAUCCUGUCUUGAUUCGUAUUGCCAACUCUAAACUCGACAAUCAUCAAACAAAAGAAUUCUCAAUUCGCUCUUUAUCUGAUUCUACAAUGUAUGAACUGACUUAUUUGGACCCUGACACAAAUGUAACAAAAACCUGCUCAACAAACUGUAUGCUAUCAAAAGAUAUGAAUGUUGGAUACCAAGACUUUAGAAUUACCAAUAUUUCAUUAUCCAGCGGUAUUGCUAUUGAUAUCAAGUCAUGGUAUGGUGCAAGUGGUGGAUUAGCUUCUGUCAAAGUCUUUCAAUCUGAAAUCUUUGCUUAUGCGGUACCUGUCGAAAGCAGCAACCUUUGUGCUGCCACAACAAAUACAAAUCUUCCAAAGGUAGUCAAGACAGGAGGUGCAUGGACAAACACAACAGGCGCUGGUGCUUAUUCAACCAUCACAGUGACUUCAUCUUCCACAAAACCUUCUGCUACAUUCUAUCCCAACUUGGCAGAAUCAGGUUUCUAUGAAGUGCUUGUCUAUACGCCUGCUUGCGAAAACUGUACAACUGUUGAUGCUCUUGUUUAUGCAACUAGUAAUUCAAUCGUAGCAGCGAACACCACUAUUAAUCAGCAAUCAUCUACGAGUCAAGUGAUUUACAAUGGCUAUUUUGAUGUGAGCUCUUCGUUUCAACCUCACAUUACUCUGACAUUGGGCCAUAAUGUUACCUUGAAUAGCGGAGAAUCUGCAACUAUGAUAGCACAUGCUGUUCAAUUUAUUAAAGAUGUAUCACUCGGUGGACUAACAAGCAUACUUCAAUACAAUUCAUCUGAUACAAAAAUGACCACAAAAGAAGCAAUUGGUUGGAGCGCACUCAAAGAUAAUUUACCUUCUCAGUCUGUCGUAAAAACAAUGCAAUUAGUAGACAACCACGUCUUAUUAGCAGGUAAUUUUUCUGCUACAGACAAGAGUAAUGUGAAAUAUAGCAAUCUCGUUCAAUAUGACAUGGCUGCUAAUCAACUAAAGUCACUUACCAAUGGUGGUCUAAAUGGUCCAGUUGAGUCAAUGGCUUGUAUUUCAGCAGAUUGUUUCGUUGGUGGUAUGUUUACUUUGGUAUCAAAUGGAACUUUGGCUUUGAACAACAUUGCACAAUAUAAUCUGCAAAAAGCAACUUGGACUGCAUUAGAAGGAGGUGUAGAUGGCGCUGUGAACUCAGUCAGUGUAUUCAAUGAUCAUGUGCUUGUCUCUGGCAAUUUUAGCAAGAAUGGCACACAAGGAAAUGCUUGGUGGGAUAUCAAAACCAAACAGUGGAUCCAAGAUGAAACUAUACCCUUCUUAGAUGGCAUUAUUACUAGCGUUCAAAGCUACAACAACGUAGAUUAUUAUAUGGGCAGCAUGACAAACGCUCAACGAUAUCGAUCCAAUGGUAUUUCAUUCAUCACUUCAUCUAGCGACAUAACCAUGUUGUCUCCCAUGAGCGCAUUUGCCCCUAUUACCAAUCAGAGUACAGUUAGUUCAGGUGUGCUUUUCAGAAGUAACACAACUGCAAACAAUGAAACACGCACUACUAUUCUGGGUGGCACUUUCUCAUUAUCUAACAAUAUUCAAAAUGUGGCAAUUUACAAUCAAGGUGAAUGGAGUGGUAUUGAAGGGACAAAUUGGCAAGGUUCUGUCAACUCAAUGGCUGUGGAAAACAACUUGCUUUAUGUGGGUGGCGAGUUCUCAGGAUCUAAUAUCAAUCAUCUUGCUGUCUUUAACUUGACUAGCAAGGCACCUUUUCUUGCACCCAAUCUUACAACAGAUGAUGGUACUUCUGCUUAUGUGAAUACAAUCCGCCACGUUCCAUCCCUCAAUAUGAUGGUCAUCGGUGGUCGUUUCAACAGUAUUGAUACUGUCCCCUGUACUUCUAUUUGUGGUAUUAGCACUACCAAUCAUUCAUGGACUACACUUGGUUCAGGAUUAGCGGGUGAAGUCGUGGAUAUACAGCCCAUCAACAAUUCUCUUAUUGUCGCCAGUGGCAAUCUGACACUCGACAACUCGUCGUUAUUGAUUGCUAAAUAUGACUUCAAACAAAACACAUGGGGUCCUUUAGGCACUGCAGAUUUACCUGGACCUUCUCGUCAUAUUGCAUUUGAUAAUAUUACUCAAAAUCUCUAUAUUGCAGGAGAAGCCAAUGGUUCUACCUUCUUACACGUUUGGGAUGGACAACAGUUCAUGGCUCCUAAUAGUCAGCUAGGCCCCGGUAGUACAAUCCAACAACUCACCAUGUUACCUGUCAUGGACGCUUCUGCUCAGAAUAUUCUUUUGGCUUCAGGCUUCCUCAACUUGGGUACUUAUGGUAACGUUAGUGCGGCUUUUUUUGAUGGCAAAAACUGGAUUCCUUAUCUUGUCACCUCUGGUGCUCAAGGUAGUAGUAGUGAUGUUUCUCUUGGUAGUCUUUUCUAUUUGGAUCAACCGUACACAAUCAUUGCAGAAAUCAUUCAACACUUCUUACCUAGACCCGUUGUAAUUUUGAUCGCUAUUGCUUGUUCUUUAGGUAUUGUGUUCUCUAUUGCUUCUAGUGCAAUUGCCAUCAUAUUCUUGAAACGAAAACGAGACCGUAAAAUUGACCCUCAAGAACAUCCAUCUACAUACUACGGCAAACCACCCCGUUCACCUGAAUCUCUUCUAGAAGCCUUAAAACAGUCUUCUCCACCUGAAGAUGAUGAUGAUGAUAUGGAUGAGGACAAUGCUGAAAAGCGUCCACGUACAGAAACUGAACAAGAAACACUGUACAACCUCUCUAAGGCUAUCAGCUCUGAUCAUUUGAAUGAGCAGGCAUUUGGUGCAGCUGCCAUGACCACUGCAAGACCUACACCCAACACCCAUUCGAGACAAUCUUCUUCACACAAUUUCUUUUACAAUACAAACAAUAGUCCUGUUCCAAGAAAAGGAAGUGCUGCUUCUAUUGGUUAUGGUGGACAAGUAGCUCUUCCUGCUGCUGCUGCUGCUGCUAUCUCAAACAAAUUUACUUCUUCUGCUCGUCCUGAAUCAUUUGCUAGACCUUACAGUGAAAUUCAACGUGAUCCUCAGCCCGAGUUUCUCCAUAACAACGACUACACUACCAAAGAAAUGACCGAAAUACCUGGUCGUAGCUAUAGCCCCUACAAUCCGUUUAGAAAUUCAGUUAUGAGCACCAAUUUGGACCCUUUUAAUGGUAAUACUGCUGCUCUUGGUGUUAGCGCUACUGACGGUAUAGUCCCUGCUGUUAAUAUGGCAACCGCGAAUCAUGACAAACAAAACGAGAAUACAGCUCAGAGUAUAAUGACAAACAAGGACAAUAGUACACCUCAAGCAGUUUCAUAUUCCAACAUUCCUGCUGCUGUUCCUUCAACCUUCCAUAUUGAUAAUCAGCAACAAAAUGUGACUUAUACCAAUGUUCCUGCUGCAACUCCUUCUAGUUACACUGUUAUUCAAAACAACAAUGUUUGA